Mercurialis annua (annual mercury) is the source of this 1932-nucleotide messenger RNA. RefSeq lists its product as uncharacterized. The coding region runs from base 221 to 1819 and encodes 532 amino acids. The record is from RefSeq and is a predicted model, not a curated record. Lineage: Eukaryota; Viridiplantae; Streptophyta; Magnoliopsida; Malpighiales; Euphorbiaceae. The transcript has 14 exons.
UAGCCAAAUCAAGAAAUAAGCAGAGAAAUUCAUGACUGAACCAAUUGCAAGAACUAGCCAAGCUGGCAUUAAUUCAAAGACAAGACCUGCUGAAAUUCCAAGGUUGCCCCCCAAAUCUUUGAAGAAGCCUAGAGUAUUAAGGGUGGUUUGGUCAUAGCCUAAAGAUGAUUUCAUUUCACCGGAAUAUAGACCGUACAUGUAACUCGUGCCGUUGACAGACAUGAUCAGGAGUGAGGCGAAUACCGUGAACCAUCGGCCGGAAAGUAUUUGUAAGGUGAAGCUCUUCAUUUCCGUUCUCAAGCUGAAUUCACUCAUUAUUUUUUACUUUAAUUUAUGUGAUUCAAUUAUGGAGGAUCCUAAGGUAUUGGAAGAAGGAUUGGGUCGUACAAAAGUUGCAAAUGAUGAGAACUUCAAAGAGAAAUCAUUAGAUGGUGGCAUCAACGAGCAUGAUAAAGAGGAGACCAGUAUAUUAAUGGCGGAGCAGCCACCGGCGGUGAAGGCUAAGAGUAAGAGAGUCGCAACCUUAGAUGCAUUUCGAGGGCUUACCGUUGUGCUGAUGAUUUUAGUAGAUAAUGCUGGGGAAUCAUAUGCAAGGAUAGAUCAUUCACCAUGGAAUGGCUGCACAUUGGCUGACUUUGUUAUGCCCUUUUUCCUCUUCAUUGUUGGGGUUGCAAUUGCACUCGCACUCAAGAGAAUCCCAAGGAAGAGGGAUGCAAUAAAGAAGAUAGCUCUAAGGACAUUAAAGCUUCUGUUUUGGGGAAUUCUGUUGCAAGGAGGAUACUCACAUGCACCCAGUGAUCUUUCCUAUGGAGUUGACAUGAAACUUAUUAGAUGGUGUGGCAUUCUCCAGAGGAUAGCAUUGGUAUACAUGUUGGUAGCACUAAUAGAGACACUAACUAUUAAGCAAAGAGAAACUGUGGUGGAUCCUAACCAUUUCUCCAUCUUCACAGCAUACAGAUGGCAAUGGUUUGGAGGGUUUACUGCUUUCCUCAUCUAUAUGAUCACAACAUAUGCACUCUAUGUUCCAGACUGGAGUUUCAGUGUGCUUGAUGAUGAUGGAAAGAAUAUCAGAUACAUGGUUAAGUGUGGGAUGAGAGGGCACUUAGGACCAGCAUGCAAUGCAGUUGGCCAUGUAGAUAGGGAGAUUUGGGGAGUAAAUCAUCUUUAUCAGUUCCCUGUUUGGAGUCGCUUACAGGCUUGCACUUUUAGUUCUCCAAGUUCCGGCCCUCUCCGUGCCGAUGCCCCGACUUGGUGCCUUGGUCCUUUUGAACCUGAAGGCUCCUUGAGUUCAAUCUCAGCUAUCCUCUCUGGCACCGUUGGCAUACAUUACGGACAUGUUUUGAUCCAUUUUAAGGGUCACUAUGACAGGCUCAAGCAAUGGAUCUCAAUGGGGCUUAGCUUGCUUAUCCUAGCCAUCAUACUCCACUUCACAGAUGCUAUUCCAAUCAACAAACAACUCUACAGCUUCAGCUAUGUAUGUUUCACAGCAGGUGCUGCAGGACUUGUAUUUUCUGGAUUGUAUAUACUGAUUGAUGUUCAGGGAUUACGCACGCCAUUUCUAUUCCUGGAAUGGAUCGGAAUGAACGCAAUGCUAGUGUAUGUAAUGGCUGCACAAGGUAUAUUUGAAGGGUUUAUCAAUGGAUGGUUUUAUAAAUCAGAAGACAAUACACUUGUUUACUGGAUUCAAGAACAUGUGUUUAACAAAGUUUGGAAUUCAGAAAAGCUAGGAAAUCUCCUAUAUGUGAUAUUUGCUCAAAUCACAUUCUGGUCAGUAGUUUCAGGAAUCUUGCACAAAUUGGGCAUAUAUUGGAAGCUUUGACAAGUUUAACACUACUUGUAAAAUUGUCAUACAUGAUUACAAUAUACUUCAUGUUUAUUGUGGUUAUUCUCCAAGCUUUAUUCAAAUGACAGAUUAGUCCUUCAGUCUUUUCA